GAAUUAGGGACAAAUCAUGAACUGGCAACACACCAUCCAGGUAUCCCACAGUGUUUGCCGAAAGUUAUAGUUCACCUGCGGACGUUGGCCUUGGCGAAGCAACACCAAUGUAAAGGGUUAUAACAACCUCCUUCACACAUAUAGUGGACUCAGUACUCCUCCCUGUAGCAUGACCUUAUACAGAUAGACUGAGGACCUUGUGAUGAACUCUCCUCGAGUGUAUAAUGGUAGAAAGAUGAAAGUCAUUGAGCAUUCCAGACAGAGCACAAGAGUCAAGCUGUGGUGACACAAGAACAUGACACACAGCCUCCGAAGGGCUUAGAGGAAGAGGACAGUGCCAGAGUGCCAUCAUGAAGGUGUCCGGACGUGCUCUGGAGCUGAAUGCCAUCUUCCUGGUGGCGGUGUUGCUGCUAGUAUCACUGCAGGUGUUUCUACACCAUGUGCAGAAGCGGAUGUACACGGAGGAGGUCAGGAACUUGAGCGAGCGAGCAGUGCCGGCCCCGAGCGCCGAGGGACAGGACGGGGAAUUGGAAGGCGCUGCCCUGGGCGUGCUGGACGAGGCGGCGCCCUCGCAGCCGGCCUUCGUGCCCAACAUCCGCAAGUCGUUCCCCAAGAGGAAGGCCCACUACUUCCGCAAGCUCAAGAAGUCCAAGAAGAACAAGAAGAACAAGAAGAACAAGGCGAAGAAGGCGUCGGCGGCAGGGGGGGAGGGGAAGCAGGGAGGCGGGAGGGGGCAGGGGAAGGCCUUUCCCUCGGGCCCGAAGAAGGACGCCCCCCACGCCAGAGGGAAGGCCAAGGCCAUGGGCGCGAAGAAGGAGGCGAAGUUAAUGCACGACGAUAUAGUGAGGCUCAAGAAGGCGGUUCAGAGGGAGAUGUCGGAGGGGAGGAAGGUCGAAAAGAAGGCGAAUUCACCCACGCAGUAAGGUUUCCACAAGGCAGCGUCUCGACGGGGAAUGUCUCUCAGGGUGCUACAUGUCCUACAAAAAAUUAAAACUACCAAAAAUAAUUAAAACAGCUCUAAUUGGGUGACUUGUGUUAGAUAGUAUAGGCAUAGCUUAAGUACAUUUAAUCUGUAAAAUACGGUAUCAGUGUCAGCAGAUUUUAUGGAUCAGAUUGGAUUAGGGAUCAAGCUUAAGUGAUAAUGAAGUCUCGUGUACCCUUGACGGGUGAAUAAGAUCGACAUGCCAGUUUAAAGGCCCCUGUUCACGAUUUUCUUUUCUUAUAGAUCAUUAUUGUCACGACAGACAAAAUAGUUUGUCUUUCAUUGUUUCCAAAAGAAAACAUAAGCCGUGUAAAUACCCACUGUGGGAUACUAAAUAAGAUUUUAACACUAGAGAAAACAUUAAACAGAAUAAUGAAAUAUAAUACUGUGUUACGAGUAUAAAAACAGUUGGUUCCAUACCUUUCGUCGGGACGUUAAGACAAAAGAUCUUGCACUGUGGGUGUGUUCGCUGUAUUCACUCCCAUCCAUGAUGUGUCUUUCAAGUAGGAUAUUUUUAAAAAGUUUUAUGUAACUUGAAGAGAGUGCGACGGCGAAACCUAAAACUGCUUCUUGUUAAACCUGCUCGGUGCCUGUAUUUGUUGACAGUAUUAAGCACGUCUGCACAAUUGUACAUUACGUUGUUUAUAUGUGUGUUGGUCCCAGAAGUGUCUCUUGUUGUUUGGAUUGUAUAUUUUUGUGAACACUUCUGGCGUCUUUUCUCAAGAAUUGAUGAGUCCUCGCUCCUUUGAAUCCGAGGCUUUCAAUCACGUCUUUUUUGGGGUUCCUUUUAUAAAGAGAAUCAAGUAUAUGUAUCGUUAAGGCCCUACUGUUUCGAUACAAACUACUUAAAAAAAAAAGACUAUCCAUUACGGGAAACGGUGAUUAUGGUUGAAGUGUGUAGCCUGAACGUUGCCUUAGAUAAUUAACACGAAUUAUUGGGUGAUGGGGCUUAAUAUGUGCUUACAUGACUCUAUAUAGGACUCAUAGGCGUCGCCAUUUGCUUCCUUGUAUUGAUUUAUAGUCUUUUCAAAAACAUGUUAGUUAAUUUUUCGAUCAGCCAAGUUGAUAGUAUUUCGUAGGUUGUUGAGGGAUACGGCAAUGCAAUAGUUGUCUUCUAGUGUCAAUAUUCUUUAGCUUCUAGAUCUAACAGUCAUAUACGAGUCUGAUUUCCCAGAUUACAUAUGUCUCCUAUCCUCAUGUUAAGUGUUCUAUGACUGCAUAACUUCUCAACUUUUCUACAGUUAAACGCGGUCAGAGUGAGAAAGAAAAGCACUAAUCGAUAAUUGGUGUUUUUGCUUGUAAUUUUGGCUUGUUUUUUAUAGUGCUUGUGUUUUGUUGAUGUUUACAGUUGUCUGGAUUUUCAGGGCAAUACAUUAAGAAAGAGUUUGUCCAAAAGGACCACUUAAGUAUUGUAUUGAUACACGCUUACACGCACACACACACACACACACACACACACACACACACACACACACACACACACACACACACACACACACACACACACACACACACACUCAUACUCAUACACACACACGCGCGCGCGCCGAUAUACCUACGUGUUGAUAUGAUUAAUCAUAUUUCCGCUUCUUCUUUCUACACACUGAACUUACAACACAAAGCGUUAAUAUGGUGGCCGUGGUCUUUGGAGUCCACAGCAUAUAUUUUUCUACGUUUAAAAGGCGGGGGACCUUUUAUUGACUUCACCAACAACCACAAUCAAUAAUCGUUGUUUGUACAAAUAUUGAAGUGCUAUAUAUGGUUGAUAAGAUUAUGCUACAUGUAAGUUAAUAAAUAUAAAAAAAUAUAUAUAUAUGUAUAUAUAUAUAUAUAUAUAUAUAUAUAUAUAUAUAUAUAUAUAUAUAUAAAUGGAAUAUGUUUUAAAAAUCACAACAUACUAUGUUUAUCUUAUGUGUUUUGUGAAUGUUAAAUCGGUUUUGCAUGUUUGUAGAUAUGAAAUUAGAAAAUGUUAUAACCUGGCCUAUUUUAUUUUAGGACUAAAGAGGCAAUAUCAUAUGUUGAAAGUACGUCACGUUGUAAAAAAAAUCUACAGAGAAUUUAUAACCAUUUAAAAUGUAUAGAUUUGUAUGUGCUAAUUUUAUACGAAUAAAACAAGAGAGCUUU
This is a messenger RNA of Penaeus monodon (black tiger shrimp), 3106 nucleotides long. RefSeq lists its product as uncharacterized. The record is from RefSeq and is a predicted model, not a curated record. The transcript is spliced from 4 exons. The coding region runs from base 351 to 923 and encodes 190 amino acids. NCBI's taxonomy places the organism in Eukaryota, Metazoa, Arthropoda, Malacostraca, Decapoda, Penaeidae.